Molecule: messenger RNA, 819 nt
Organism: Cokeromyces recurvatus
Lineage: Eukaryota; Fungi; Mucoromycota; Mucoromycetes; Mucorales; Mucoraceae
Exons: 2
Coding region: 73-720 (215 amino acids)
Molecular function (GO): calcium ion binding
Source: RefSeq, a predicted model, not a curated record
UUUUUUUUUUUUUUAAUUUUUUUAAUUUUUUUAAUUUUUUUUUUUAAUUUUAAUUUUUAUUUUGUUUUAUAAAUGAGGAUUUCUUUCCCAAGUUUUCUUUUAAAAGCAACUAAAAUUAUAUUAAAUAAACCUACAACAAAAAAAGUAAUAAUGAACCAACCAUCCACUUUAAUUUCAGAAGAAGAAAUGAAUAGUCUUCAGGAAGCUUUUUCAUUGUACGACACUAAUAAAAAUGGGGCAAUUAGCUUGGAGCACUUUGCUAGUAUUUUGAAAAGUCUCAAUAUUGUACACAAUGAUAACAAUAAAGUCAAAUCUAUCGUUCAAAACCUUGAUAAAAAUAAUGAUGGCCAAAUUGAUUUUGAAGAAUUCGUAAAUGCCAUGACUCAAUUAUUAUUAGACGAUAAUAGAACUUUAAGAAAAUGGAAAACUUUUCCUAAUGAUGACGAUAAAAAACAGAAAAAUAAAAUGGAUAGUCAGCAUUAUUCUCGUAGAAUGAGUAAACAUGAAGCUGAUGAUUUAAAGCUGUGCUUUGGUAAAUUCGAUAAGAAUGGUGAUGGUUUAAUCUCUGAAGAUGAAUUAAAAGAAGUGAUGAAAGGUCUGGGUGAAAAUCUUUCAAAUGAAGAAAUUAAAGACAUGAUGAAAGAUGCUGAUGCAAAUCAAGAUGGUUAUAUUGAUUUCGAAGAAUUUAAAGCAUUAAUACCAACUAAUAAUAAUGAAUAGAUAUUUAUGUAUUAUAGUAUAUAUUUAUAUAAAAAAUGUUGAUUAUAUAAUGUAUGAUUAUUGUUACACUUAAUAAACGCUUACUUACAAAAAAAAAAA